Pedinophyceae sp. YPF-701 is the source of this 8901-nucleotide messenger RNA. NCBI's taxonomy places the organism in Eukaryota, Viridiplantae, Chlorophyta, Pedinophyceae. The record is from the annotation of a GenBank genome assembly.
AUGCGUUUCUUCGCGGAAGGGGCCUCGGAGAAGCCGUCCGUGCUGGGCCGGUCGGUCGGCCGGGCGGUCGAUGAGCCCGGGGGGCAGCACGGCAACGUCUCGCGGUCUCUGGAGUCCCUGCAGCGGCCUUCCAGGUCUCUGCGGGAAGAGAUAGCGGAGGACUACUCUUCUCAGCAGUUCGGAGACGUCACCAAGCAGCUGAGGCCCGGGGGGCCGAAGGCGGAGGCCGCGUCUGCCGCAGAGGCGGCCCAGGCUGGGCAACAUCUGUCCCAGCGAGUCCGCAAGUCCUGGCGAUACCACGACCCGGUACAGUCUGGAUAUCUGGUCCUGAGUCCCAACAAGCAGCCGUUCGUGCCGUCCGCGGUGUCGCCCAGCAAGAUGCCGCGCGGCACCCACCACAUCGCGGGCACCCAGAUGGCCCGCACGGAGCCGCAGGACGUGCAGGGCGGCGCGCAGCCACUCCCGGCCACGGUGACGCGCACCAAGUCGGGCGCGGACCGCCUCCUCGAGGCGUCGCAGGAGAUGCUGAGCGCGGAGCUGGACCAGCUCGCGGCGGACGUGGAGAGCCAGCGCGCGGGCAAGAUCUCCCAGGCAGAGGUGGACGCCAGGCGGCGCCGGGUGGUGCGGCUGAUGGCGCAGGUGGACGACCAGCGGAGUCGGGACAGCGAGUCCCUGCGCACCCUGGUGUCGCGCCUGCGGUCGUCCGUGGAGUCCCUCCCCGGGCAGCAGGAGGCGCGGCCGCCCUCUCCGGCGCGGCCGCCCUCUCCGGCGCGGCCGCGGAGCCCCGGGAAGCCGGUGCACGUCCCCACGGUGGACGCGUCCACGGACGCGGGGCCGCCCCCCCCGGAGCCGGAGGAGGAGGUGGUGAUGCAGCUGGCGGUGGUCAGCCGCAGCCCCGACAAGCACCGGUACGAGGACGGCGCGGAGGACACGCCGCGGGCCGGGGCGCACCGUGGUUCGGGGUCCCUGCUGGGGGUGCAGGACCUCCUGGCGCGGCUGGGGACGGUGCUGGAGCAGGGGCGGAAGGAGAUGCACGACCUGUACGACCUCCUCGAACAGCUCAUGGGCGACGCCGUCGGGGACGUCGACCCCGCGGACCUCGUCGACCUCGCCCAGGCGUUCCAGGAGUACUCGGUGAACUCGCUCCUGGCGCCGGUGCUGGAGAUCGCGGCGUCCGCGCAGCAGCUGGUGGUGCAGGACGCGACGGCGCGCAAGUACCUCGGCGAGGACGCGGUCGCGCCCUCGGUGAUGGCGCGCGUGGCAGUGCUGCAGCCGUUUCUGACCACGGAGUCGUUCGUGACGCCCGCACUCACCGGCAUGGAGGAGGACGUCCAGCAGCGCUCGCCGCCCAUCCAGGUGGCGCUCGUGAAGGCGCUCCGGGACGACACCUCGACGCGCCUGAGGACCUCCACGCAGGAGUCGCUGCAGACGCAGGCCGGCAAGGCCCGCUUGGGUACGGCAGACCUUCGUCGCGUGCUGGCGAUUGUGCGGGAGGCGGUGAUCCACGUGGCGACGGAGGCCAAGCGCGUGCUGCUGGCAUCCUACCUCGACCUCCUGAACGCACUCUCGCUGCGCAGGGCCGAGGCGCCCUCGCUGACUUUCAUGCGUCCAGCGGCCCCUGCAAGGCCGAAGAGGCAACCUCCCGCGGCAGCGCAGAGCAGCCAGCAGCCAGCACAACCCUCGGGACUCGUGAUCGGGCCCGGUGCAGAUGGUGUUCGACGCGCAGGGAGCGCGGCGCGGCGCCGCCCCCCCGCGAAGAAGGUCAAGAAGAAGAAGAAGGCCAGCGCGGGGGAGGCGGGGGCAGCGCCGCCCUCGCCGACGCGCAAGCCCAGGAACGUGUGGGCGGGGUCGAAGAACCACACGCCGAAGAACCACACGGAGCUGGCCGCGCGCCUGGUGUGCCCGCUGGUGAAGGACGUCCCGGGCUCCAAGAAGUGGCGCGAGGUGCUGCAGGAGCGCAAGGCGGAGAACAGGCCGCUGCUCGCGCCGCCCAACAUGGGCGCAGCCACGCCUAACCCGGAGCCGUGGAAGCCGUUCUCGAAGGGCGAGGACGAGAAGCCCCUCCCUGGCUACACCACCGCCCACACCAAGCUCCACCACCUGGUCCACAAGAUUGGCAAGCUCCAUGUGAUGCGCGAGAACUUCACGCGGGCGAUCCUCGACCUCGACCUCGCGUCCCUGCGCGCCGAGGAGCAGAAGGCAGACGUGCAGCGGGAGCUGGGCGUGGCGCAGGCGCGGCUCAAGAAGGCCAUGGCCAUCGAGCGUUCGGAGGUCGUCGAGAAGCGCGAGACGGAGCUGGAGGCCGUCCAGCUGCGGGCCAGCAGCAUCCAGCGCACCCUGGACGAGAUCCGCUCGCGGCAGCAGGAUCUGCAGACCCAGGUCGCUUCCGUGAACGAGAGGAUCGAGGAGUCGGAGCGCGAGCGGAGGAAGAUGGAGCGUCGGGAGGCGGCGAGGGAGUCGGCUGCGUGGGAGGCGGAGGUCAAGUCGCUCCUGCAGGACAAGCUGAACUCGGAGCUGGGGCAGAAGCUGCAGAGGCUCGCCGCGCGGAAGAACGACCAGCCCUUCAUGUUCGAGGGCGGGGCCCCGGCCGCGGACCCCGAGCUGGAGGAGGUCCGCAAAGAGAUCAUCGCAAACAUCAGGAGCCGGGGUCCGUGGCAGAUCACGAGCGAGGCGCUGAUGCGGGGCCGUUUCAAGUCCCGCCCACCUGGGGCAGACGCGAGCACGGAGACGGCGUGGCGGCAGGUGUGGAAGUGGGUCUGGUCCUGGAUGGAGGACAUGGUGCAAGAGGGGCGCCAGUGGCAGGCUGACGAGGAGCAGGCCGCGCCGGACCCCGAGGGCGACGUUGUGCACUGGGAGGGGCGCGCCUACUCGGUGCACGGCCUGUUGAUGGCCGCGGCCGAGGACGCCUGCCGUCGCAUGGGCACGAAGCUCAGCAAGUACUGGGAGGAGCUCGUGCAGGAGAACAUCGCCGACGACAACGUCAGGGCGGCCAAGGCGAUGGAGGCUGCGCACAGGAAGGCGCGCCCGGAAGACGGGGACGCUGCCGAAGCGGCGGAAGCGGAGGACACACCCCCCCUGGACCCUCCUCACGUUCGCCUGAUGCGGAACGUCCUGCCUGGCCUGGAGGCGCCCCUGCGCGACUACAUCAUCCAGGUGCUCGAACUUGGCGAGAAGGUCGAGGGGGGCCAGGAGCGGGAGAUGUACCACGGCGGGGAGGCGCCGCGCUGGAGAAGGCCGAUCACGUUCCUGGACCUCGAGGUGGUGCUGCGUUCGUGGCAAGUGAAGACGCGGGACGGCGGGGAGGAGAGCUACCUCGUGCAGCGGCUCGCCGGCGGCCUCGACGACCUCAGACAGCGCCUCGCGAAAUCUGCGGUGGCAUGCUGGCGCGGCUUGGGGGCGUCUGAGUCCAGCGGCGUGCAGCGAGCCGUGAGCAACAAGGUCCUGCGCGAGUCGACCGCCAUUUUCGGCAAGGUCCUGAACGACAUCAGCGACGGCGUCAAGCUGCUCUGUCAGGACGGCUUCACGGGCGACGUGGCCAACAAGCUCUGCAGCGCGGCGGGGCCGCUCGUCGAGGAGCAGGGUGACCGCCUCGAGACCGUCCUGGACAGCCUGAUCCGCGAACGGGUGUCUGCCGCGGUGGACAAGGUCAGGGGCGAGCUCGAGACGUCCCUGCCGACGGACGUCAGCUCCAGCCUCCUCAACAUCAAGGAGCCCAUGCGGCAGGUGCUGACGUCCAAGGUGCAGGGCGUCGUCAGCGGGCUCGAGGACGACCUCACCAACGCAGACUUCAGGACGCCACUCCACGACAGCGUGCGGAGCCUCUGCCAGAGCCUCCAGAGCCGCGCCCCGGACGUGGCGGCGGACGCUGUGUCGAAGGUGCUGUCCACACACGUGGAGGGAGUCAGUGAGCGCCUGGCCGCGGCAGUCUCCAGCUCCGUCAGGGAGCCCGUGGCCGCGAGGGCGACGGAGUGGGCGGGCGACACCAUCGCGGACACAACCGGCAAGAUCCUGACCGCCUUGUCAAGGACUCUGGAUGCUGUGCGCGAGGGGCGCCAGCUGCCCGAGUCGGCACUCGAGAGGCUCGGGGCGGAGAUGCAGUCGAGCAUGAGUGCCGCCGUGGACGAGCUGUGCGACUCGCUCGGAAACGCCUGCAUCUCAGCGAUCGUGCGGGCCUACAUGGAGAAGACGCGUGUGGAGAUCAUGAGCGCCGUCGAGACGGCUAUUCCGGUCACGACUGCGCGCAUCCAGCGCGAGAUCGACACGAAGUCGCAGGCGCUGGUUCGCGAGGUGGUGAGGAAGGCCGAGGCGGCGUACCACCAGAGCGAGGAGGGUCAGAAGCUGGGCACGCAGCUGAACGACGUGCUGGCGUUCCAGAUCGCCGGCGCCACGGAGGGCUUCGGCAUGGACAGGGCCAAGGACAUCGCCCAGGGCAUCGCACAGCGCGCGCAGAUGGCCGUCGAGCCGGCCUGCGAGAUGCUCGAGCGGCGGACGCUCGAGGUGGCCUACAUCCUGGCGGUGGCAGCGAAGGACGUGCACGUGUACGUGAAGCCGCACUGCGACCCUGCGGACCCUGGCUUCGUGCCCAUGACGGGGCUCGGGGACCUCGCGCGCAGCACGGGCAUCAGCCGCAGCGAGAUCCGCCGCACGGUGCCGCAGAUCGCGCCGCCGUCGCGGACGCCCUGCGGCGUCAAGCGCGCGUCGGUGUGGCGCCUGGUCUCGCCAACCAUCUCCAAGGAGUACCUUGCCGCGAGCAGGGCGCUCAAGAAGGCGCACGCCGCGCGCCAGGCCGAGCGCGACAGCGGCGACAACGAGCUCGACGCACUGCGCGGCGACGCGGAGGCCGAGGAGGCCAAGGCUGCCAACAAGCCCUACAUGCCCCCGCAGCCCUACGUCGAGGGGCCCUGCAACGAGAUCGUCCUGCGUAUGGCCAAGCGGCACCAGAUGGACAUGCGUCAGGUGUGGGAGGACUUCGUGGAGCAGGAGAGGGCGCGCGCGGCCGGGAAGCAGGGCGCGCCUGCCAAGAAGCCCGCGCUGCUCAAGCUCUUCCCCGGGGUGCCCAGGCCGCUCAUGGCGUACCUCAUCACCCUCCUGCGCAUAUCCGGCCUCGAGGACACGAACAACGUCGUGUCGCGCCUGGAGUUCGACAGCACGCUCGCGGCAUGGAAGAUUGUGCUGGUUCGCGACGAGUCGGACAAGAAGAGGGUCGAGAGGGUGGAGAUGCGACCCAUGGAGGUGGACCGCGGCGCCAUUGAGGGCGCGGAGAAGCAGCUUGCAGCCGCGGCCGUGAAGCAGUGGGAGAAGACUGCGUCCCGGCACGCCGAGCAGGUGGUGUCCGCCGUCGACGGCGUGCUGUCCAACGUCAUCUCCCGGGUCCCCGCGGCACUGACGGGGGACGUCAACGUGGCCACGACCCACAGCUUCGACGACCUGCUCGCUGCUUUCAAGUCGGGCGCUGACCAGGCGAUCGAGUUGUCGAUCAAGGAGAUGGACAGCGACCUCCCCAACAUCUUCAGGGAUGCCAUGCUCAAGUUCGCGCAGACGGUCGCCGACAACAUCCCCCGGGAUGCGUCAGCGAAGGCGUGGGUCGCCGACGAUGCCCGCGCCCGCGUCGAACAGGUCGCAGCGGCGCUGUCGCAGCGGACGCGGGCCAGUGCGGAUCGCAUUGCGUCGCGCAUGAAGGCCUUCGUCUCCUCGCAGGGCCGCGUCUCGAACAAGGAGAUGGCGACCCGGAUCACGGAGGCAGCGGUGACGGCGGCGCGUCAGUGCGGCGCGGCAGUGUCGACUGCCGUUGCGUCGCACCUGACCCACACUGAGGACGUGGAUGCGGAGAGGGCCGCGCACGUGGUAGACGACGCCCUGCAGCGCGAGGCGGCGGCGGUCGCGUCUGCGAUGCCAUCGGUCGUGAUGCGGGCGCUCGGCCUCGCGGAGUUCCCCGGGGAGCGCGCCGCCGGAGAGCCUCGGCCCUCGUACGAGGCGGCCAAGGACGGGGUGCUGCGGGAGAUCGAGGAGCGCCUGACCAGUGCGGCCACGCGCGACUUGCUGCGGGUGUCUGACGAGGAGAAGUUCGUCAUCAAUGAAGACGCGGCAGUGGGCAAGCUGCAGGAGGAGAUCAAGAAGCACCUGCGAGAGGUGACCGGCGCGGCCCUGGACGCGGCGGUCAAGGAGGGCCUCGCCUCUGAGCGUGCAGUGCUCGCGAGCCUCCUCGCCCAGGAUGUGGCGGCCGCGAACAACAAGGUCAGGAAGGCCACGCUGCGGUGGGCCAAGGGCCAGUUCGUGCACGCUGCGGUAGAGUGUGCGCUCUCCGCAGCGAUGCGGGCGCGUGACCUGCACUGCGCCCUCGCGGAGGCCGAUCCCCGGCGCACCGGGUCUGUCGACCCGGCCGGCGUUGCGCACCUCCUGCGCAUCUCGGGCUCCAAGACACGGCAGGAGGCGCGAGUCCUGGUCGGCUCCCUGUUCCCUCCUUGUGGCCCGGACGGCGAGAUCCUGGCGGUCAAGGCGAUGGAGGCGAACCGGUCCGAGCUGUACUUCCGCGUCAAGAACUACCUGGCGCACAAGACGGACGAGGCGCUCUCCGAGCGGGCUGCAAAGGUUCAGUCCGAGGAUGCCAGCGUCGACGAGGCCAUCAGGGAGGAAGACCAGGCGAUGACGCAGCAGGCAACACAUCGCCCCGCCAUCAGGCCGCGCUCUGCCCGAGCGUCGGACGGGGUGAGCUCGGUCGAGAGCGAGGUCGGCGAGGAAGAUCACGGAGGGAAGGACGCAGGCUCGCGAGCACCAGACCCAGGCAGCACUGUGGAGGAGCUCGUGGAAGAGCCGGAACCGCCGCGGCAUAGUCAGCCGGCUGCGGUGUCCGAGGCAACGCAGCCCCCUGCCGUCUCAGUCGCGCAGCCGUCGAGGCAGGAGUCCGCGGCGAAGGCGUCGGCAGUCGAGUCGGAGCCGGCGUCCGCUCCCGAGACGCUCGGCCGGUCCGUGUCGGCUGGAGCUGCGCUGGCGCCGCAGGGGGGGCCGGUCCGCCCCGCGCCCGCGGUGGGGGACGACUCCCGCUUGACCCCAGACUCCAGCGACGGCGGGAUCGGGCACCAGGCGAACACGGCUCCGGCCAAACGACCCUCGCGUGGCAGCGUGAGGAGCAGGGACAGCGCUGCGUCGUCGCAGCACCCUGAGCUCGCGGCGGAGGCCUCCAACCUGACCGCAAGCGACUUCUUCUCCGAGUUGGACGCGUACCUCAAGCGCGAGAAGAUCCGGCUGGUUGACCUCUGGCGGGUGUACGACAAGGAGAACAGCGGCGGGAUCCCCGCGUCGGAGUUCGGCAAGCUGCUGCUCGACGUGGUCCCGGCGCUGACCGACGGCCAGGUCCGGUAUCUGACAGUGAUGCUCGACGUCGACGGCGACGGCAGCGUGGGCCUCGACGAGUUCCUCGACCUGUUCAAGCUCUCGCGGGAGACCGGGACGCAGCUGCACGUCAGGGACCGCGUCGGACUGAAGGACGUCCUGCAGCGGAUGGCCAUGUUCCUCAAGGAUGUGCCCGGAGGCGCCCGUUCACUUUUUGCGGCAUACGAUGUGGACGGGUCGCGCGAGCUGGAGGCACGGGAGCUCGUGCACAUGUUCCGCGAUGCGCUGCCUGGUCUCACGACGCAGGAGAUCCGUAACAUGCUGUACCAGAUGUCGGAGCUGGACCCCACACAGGACGGCAAGGUCUCCCUCGACGAGCUCGAGAAGGCGAUAAGCCCCUACUUGUCCCCGCAACACUCGAAGCCGGCGUCCCAGACCGUCUCCGCGCCCGUCUCGGGGCAAGCGGGCACGCAGCUGCCGCCCACGGUGGCGGCGUCUGCCUCGGACGUCAACCGCGGCGCACACCCCGUGCAGGAGCCCCUCCGCGAGGUGGCUCCCGCGGUGGUGGAGGAGAUCACGGAGGAGUCCGAGGGGCCGGACGGGUUCGAGGUGGACGGGGCCGGGAGCCUGCCGCUGCUCGAGGGCAUCCAGCGGUACGUCCACAUCCAGCCCAGCAGGGUGGCGGACGUCCUGGCGUCCAUGGGCGGCACCGUGCGGGACGAGGGCCUGCGCGAGGCACUGCGGGAGAUCCUGCCGCGGCUGUCCGCGCACGACGUCGACUUUGUAGCGGCGAUCGUGGAGGCCGGCAGCACGGACUCGACGGUGUACGGUCCCCAGCGGCUGUCGCUGAGCCUCGAGACAUGCUACGAGGUGUCCAAGAUGGCUCAGGCCGAGGGGCUGCUCUCGCCGGGCAUCGUCGCGCUCACGGACCGCAUGCGCGUCGCGGGCGAGAGGUGCCGCGAGGCCUACAACCGGUGCGUCGCGACAGCUCGCAGCGGGGCGCAGGCGUUUGUGGACUUCAUGCACGAGGUCUGCCCGGACGAGAAGGCGCUCAGCGUGCGGGCGGCGCUGGCGAUCUUCCGCGACUUGACUCCGGGGCACGACUGCGAGGCGUCGUACGAGCAGCUGGUGCGGGACCUGCGGGUGCCUGCCUCGCGCCCGUCGCAGGCAAGCAGCGACCAAAGCCACGCCCCGCCCCCGCCGCCCCCGCCGCCGGCGGUCCCGCCGCUCACCAGCAGGCCGUCCAUGUCGCCGUCCGCGCCGCCACCACCGGCGGCUGCGAUGUCGGAGGAGCAAGCCGCGGUGGCCAUCCAGGCCGUCUUCCGCGGGCACAUGGCGCGCCGACAGCGCCCGCCGGCGCCAGCACCCCUGGCGGUCGAAGGUUCGGCCGCGGGGAGCGAGGAGCGGGGGACCGUCCCUCCCACGCCCGCCGUGGUGACCGUGCCGGAGACGCCACAGCACGGACACGAGAGCGUGGCUGCGUCACCGGCGCCCCGGCGGAUGGUCGCCGACGCUCCUGUCGAAGACAUUGCGUUCGGCGGAGAAGGCAUGGGGUCGUUAGAACUUGACUGA